AUCGAUCUAUAUAUCCGUCAAUGGCUCGUGUUUUCAGCUCGUUCGUGCUUCUAGCUUUCGUUUUCUCCGUGGCAUUUGCGUCCGACAAUAGCCCUCUUCAAGAUUUUUGUGUCGCGGAUUUGAAUGGUCAAGUUUUGAUGAAUGGAUUCGCUUGCAAAAAACCGAGCUGCGUUGAAGCCAAUGACUUUUAUUUUAGUGGGCUACACAUGAUGGGAAACACCUCAAAUGCACAAGGGUUCAAAGUGACCCCGGUUUUCGUGACCCAGUUACCAGGGCUAAACACUCUAGGGAUCUCAUUGGCCCGGGUGGAUUAUGCACCAUUUGGGAUCAACCCGCCUCACACCCAUCCACGUGCCUCCGAAAUUAUGACUGUCUUGGAAGGCAGUCUUGAGGUUGGAUUUGUCACAUCCAACCCAGAAAAUCGUCAUAUUUCCAAAGUUUUAUGCAAAGGUGACGUUUUUGUUUUUCCCGCGAACCUCGUACAUUACCAAAGAAACACGGGGAACACGAAUGCAAUCGCGAUUGCGGCUUUGAAUAGUCAGAACCCAGGAGUGAUGCCGAUUGCAAGUGCGGUUUUUGGUGCCAAACCGGAUAUACCUUCCGAUAUUCUUGCCAAGUCCUUCCAAGUUAGUGAUGACACUAUUAGUAACAUUCAAAACAAGUUUUAGGUCUGGUUAAUGGGAUCAAAAGGAUUAGAGAUAUCAUAUGU
Erigeron canadensis is the source of this 709-nucleotide messenger RNA. Its product is annotated as putative germin-like protein 2-1. Gene Ontology annotation, cellular component: cell wall. Gene Ontology annotation, molecular function: manganese ion binding. NCBI's taxonomy places the organism in Eukaryota, Viridiplantae, Streptophyta, Magnoliopsida, Asterales, Asteraceae. Bases 21 to 668 code for a protein of 215 amino acids. The transcript has 2 exons. The record is from RefSeq and is a predicted model, not a curated record.